AGUCGCUCAGAUUUUCUUUAUAGACAAUACGAAUCCAUCGCUUUCAACGUGAUUGAUGUCUGUUAGAUGGACAUUUCUAAUCCGUUCUCAAAAUGACUACUCGUUUGCUGAGCAAGGAUCUUCCGGAUAUUGAGCUAUUCUGGCUCUUAUAACUGCCCCUACCAGAUAAUGGUCUGAGUCCACAUUAGCUCCUCUAUAAGUCCUGACACCCAUGAGAUUGGAGUAGUGUCUUGAAUCUAUCAAGAGGUGGUCAAUUUGAUUGUUUGUGCUCCCGUCAGAAUCUUCUGCUGUUGAAUCCGAAAAUAUCAUCUCAUGCUACUGUGAGACCAACUGCAGAAACUAAGGAAGCAAAGUUAAAGUGGAAAAGGAAUAGCGAUAAGAAAUGCAAUACAAUUUGCUCACUGGAGAAUAACUUCGAUGACAUAAAACAUACGACCCUGAGUGAAAGAGGUGCUCUGAAGGAAGCAGCUCGAUGCUUGAAGUGUGCUGAUGCUCCAUGUCAAAAGUCCUGUCCAACUCAGUUAGACAUAAAAAGUUUCAUAACUUGUAUAUCACAUAGGAACUAUUAUGGUGCGGCUAAAAUGAUUUUAUCAGACAACCCACUUGGUUUGACUUGUGGCAUGGUUUGCCCAACCAGUGACUUGUGUGUAGGGGGCUGCAAUCUUUUCGCCACAGAAGAGGGACCCAUCAAUAUUGGGGGACUGCAGCAUUUCGCCACAGAGAUUUUCAAGAAAAUGAGAAUACCCCAGAUGAGACCUCCAGAAGCUUCCAAAUUGAAAAAUGCCAAUUCAAAGAUAGCUCUUAUCGGUUGCGGUCCAGCCUCAUUGUCAUGUGCUACAUUCCUUGGAAGAUUGGGCUACAACGAUGUAACCAUUUUCGAGAAGUCUGAUUUUUGUGGUGGUCUCAGUUCUUCUGAGAUUCCGCAGUACCGUCUUCCAUACAAUGUAGUCAAUUUUGAAGUGGAACUUGUUAAAGAUCUAGGUGUGAAAAUUGAAUACAAUAGAGCAUUAUCUUCAAGUGACAUAACAAUUGAGGGAUUGAAAUCGAAUGGUUACGAAGCCAUAUUCCUUGGGAUUGGUCUUCCUGAGGCGAAAAUAACUCCUUCAUUUUCUCAUCUUACUGAGGACAUGGGAUUCUACACUUCAAAAACAUUCUUACCAAAAGUAGCUUUAGCUAGUAAGACAGGUAUUUGCAUGUGCAAAUCGAAAUUGCCGCGCCUUGAAGGAAACGUUGUGGUUCUGGGAGCUGGAGACACCGCUUUCGAUUGUGCUACUUCUGCAUUACGUUGUGGAGCUAGAAAGGUUUUUGUCUGUUUUCGAAAGGGGUUUGGAGGUAUUCGAGCUGUUCCAGAGGAGGUGGAGUUAGCAAGAGAAGAGAAGUGCGAGUUUAUACCAUUUGUAACGCACAAAGAUAUAAUCGUAAAAGAAGGAAAAAUAGUUGGAAUAGAAUUUUUCAAAACUGAAGAAAAUGAUAAAGGUGAAUUCCUGGAAGAUCAUGACCAAAUAAUUAAACUGAAAGCCAACUACAUUAUAUCAGCCUACGGAUCGACAUUACUUGAGAAGAAUGUGAUUGAUGCACUCAAGCCGUUGCAGCUGAAUGGACAGUCUUGCCCUGUUGUUAACAUAGAAACAAUGGAAACCAGCGAGCCUGGAGUUUUCUGCGGGGGAGAUAUGGCCGGAGUUUCAGAAACAACUGUUGAAGCAGUAAAUGACGGAAAAACAGCAUCUUGGUUCAUCCAUAAAUAUAUUCAGGGCAAACAUGGAAUAAAAAUUGAAGGUCCACCUAAACUGCCCAAGUUCUACACUCCUAUCGAGGAUGUGAAUAUUGAAGUAGAAAUGUGUGGAUUGAAGUUUGAAAACCCGUUUGGAUUGGCGUCAGCCCCUCCAGCAACCACAAGUGCAAUGAUUAGACGAGCUUUUGAAGCCGGUUGGGGGUUCGCUGUUACAAAAACAUUUUCUCUAGAUAAGGAUCUUGUCACAAAUGUAUCUCCUAGAAUAAUUCGUGGUACGACUUCUGGCUACUUGUUCGGGCCAGAGCAAGGCUCUUUCAUGAAUAUUGAGCUGAUUUCUGAGAAGGCAGCUCAGUACUGGUGUACCAGUAUUUCUGAGCUCAAAAAAGAUUAUCCUACGAAGAUAGUGAUUGCCAGUAUAAUGUGUCAGUACAAUGAGCAUGACUGGACUGUGUUGUCUCAAAUGGCAGCUGCUGCAGGAGCUGAUGCCUUGGAACUGAAUCUGUCCUGUCCACACGGCAUGGGAGAGUCUGGGAUGGGUCUUGCUUGUGGUCAGGAUCCUGUUCUGGUACACAAUAUAAGCACCUGGGUUCGUGCCGCUGUAAAAAUACCAUUUUUUGUGAAACUUACACCAAACAUCACAGAUAUUGUGAAUAUUGCAAAAGCAGCUUACGAUGGUAAAGCCGAUGGCGUAUCAGCUAUAAAUACUGUCUCUGGAUUGAUGGGCCUCAAAUCAGAUAACAGUCCAUGGCCGGCUGUAGGAAAAGAGAAGCUCACUACUUAUGGCGGAGUGUCUGGAGGGGCGAUCAGACCCAUGGGACUUCGGGCAGUCUCGGCCAUUGCCAAACGUUUGCCAGAUUUGGCAAUCAUGGGUAUUGGAGGAAUAGAUUCUGCUGAAAUAGCACUACAGUUUAUCAAGUGCGGAGCCUCUGUGGUGCAGAUCGGAAGUGCUGUUCAAAACCAAGAUUUCACAGUGAUUGACGAUUAUAUCACAGGAUUGAAAGCUCACCUCUACUUGAAAUCCUUGAAGCAUACUGAAGACUGGGAUGGCCAAUCACCUCCCACUCCGGUACAUCAAAAAGGAAAGCCUGUAGUCAACUUCGAUAAAAAACUUCCACACUUCGGAGAGUUCAAGAAAGAAAUUGAUCAUAAAAUAUCGGAACUCAAAAAAGCGAAUAAUCAAACUUCAAUUUUUGACAUUGAAUCAGAUCGUCCGCCCGUCUUACCUAAUCAACCAAGUCCUCAAGUGAAAGACACGAUUGGAGCAUCCUUAUCAAUGAUUGGAGUCUACAAGAGUUUGGACAAAAAUCAACAAGUUGUCGCUUUGAUCAAUGAUGAUAUGUGCAUCAACUGUGGAAAGUGUUACAUGGCAUGUAAUGAUUCUGGAUACCAAGCGAUCGAGUUCGAUGCAGUAACUCAUAUUCCUCAUGUUACAAAUGACUGCACUGGUUGUAACCUAUGUCUUUCAGUGUGUCCCAUCAUUGAUUGCAUUACGAUGGUACCACGACUAACACAGCACAUUAUUAAAAGAGGAGUUCCAGUAUCAAGCGAUGAACCGGCGAUAAAAUGAAUUAUGCUCAUUCAUUUUAACACCUUUAAUAAAUUAGUCUAAAUCAUCAAGAAGCUUUAUAAAAAUAUGUGAGCAUUUUUUCCCCAAUUAUCAAAUAGCAUUUUGUGUUACUUGUUCGCUGCAUGAACGAUUUUAGACAAAGAUUUAAGGAGGAUAUGAGUUGCAUAUUUAUGUUAUAAAUUUGAAUUAUAAACAGUAAACAGAA
Messenger RNA from Nilaparvata lugens (brown planthopper), 3504 nucleotides. It is a transcript of the gene su(r), whose product is annotated as dihydropyrimidine dehydrogenase [NADP(+)]. Lineage: Eukaryota; Metazoa; Arthropoda; Insecta; Hemiptera; Delphacidae. The transcript has 20 exons. Gene Ontology annotation, molecular function: iron-sulfur cluster binding; uracil binding; NADP binding. Gene Ontology annotation, cellular component: cytoplasm; cytosol. Gene Ontology annotation, biological process: uracil catabolic process; thymine catabolic process; 'de novo' pyrimidine nucleobase biosynthetic process. The record is from RefSeq and is a predicted model, not a curated record. The coding region runs from base 582 to 3299 and encodes 905 amino acids.